Molecule: messenger RNA, 740 nt
Organism: Panthera uncia (snow leopard)
Lineage: Eukaryota; Metazoa; Chordata; Mammalia; Carnivora; Felidae
Gene: PAM16
Product: presequence translocase associated motor 16
Exons: 5
Coding region: 293-670 (125 amino acids)
Biological process (GO): protein import into mitochondrial matrix
Cellular component (GO): TIM23 mitochondrial import inner membrane translocase complex
Source: RefSeq, a predicted model, not a curated record
GCGGGUAAGGGCGAAGGGCCGGGGCGAAGGCCAGGGUGAGUCCUGGGACCGCCCAUCGCCCGCCCAUCGCCCGUCCCCGGUAGUCUUGCGAACCGGAGCCCGGGGCCGCCUCUGGUUCCGCCUACGGAUUACGUCAAGGCACACCCCGCCCUCCGGAGGGAACAGUACGCAUGCUUUGUGCGGCGUCACGCACGCGCUCUCUCCCUUGACCUCUGACCCGCCGGCCGCCCUUGAGCUGGGGGCCGCGGGGCCAGGAAGCAGCAGCUCACGACCCCGAGGCAGAGCGGCCACCAUGGCCAAAUACCUGGCCCAGAUCAUUGUGAUGGGGGUGCAGGUGGUGGGCAGGGCCUUUGCCCGAGCCCUGCGGCAGGAGUUUGCAGCCAGCCGGGCAGCAGCUGACGCUCGGGGACGUGCUGGACACCAGUCUGCAGCUGCCUCCAACCUGUCCGGCCUCAGCCUCCAGGAGGCACAGCAGAUUCUCAAUGUCUCCAAGCUGAGCCCCGAGGAGAUCCAGAAGAACUACGAACACCUAUUCAAGGUGAACGACAAAUCCGUGGGUGGCUCCUUCUACCUGCAGUCCAAGGUGGUCCGAGCCAGGGAGCGCCUGCAGGAGGAGCUCAGAAUCCAGGCCCAGGAGGACAGAGAGAAGGAGCAGAUGCCCAAAACGUGACCACUCAGCCCCUCCUGCACCCUGCCCACCACCUCUAAUUUAUAGCUCGGUAAUAAAUGUCUUUUCCGCA